AAUAACAACAACAAAUCUAGACAUGCUGUUGUGGUGACUGCAACCUAGGUUUAAGGUGCCAUUUGGUCAUUAGCUUAUAUAUCUGAGUUUGGUCAGGCUGGCUCUGCUUGCUACCUGGGAUCUUUUAAACCUUGUUUGAUAGGGACUAAACCUAGGACCUUCUGUGUGUGCGAAUCAUGUAUGUGCUCUGCAGCUUGUCUUGCAUCCAUGUGGGACAAGCAGGUCAUAAUGCUUUGUCCUCAGUUGCCUGUGGCUGUAGCCUGUGAUAAGAGUGUACAGGCGGCACUGACCCACCAAUGGGAGUUUUCAUCCCUUGUUCCAGACCACUUUGUAACUUGGUCUGCCACUUCUGUGCUCAGUUGCCCCUAGCGUGCGCCACUAAGGAUCCCGAGAGCCACGUGAGCCGCUUGCCCACGACUCCCAUCGCUUGGGAAUAAUUGCUGUAUUUUUGUGGUCAUUCUGCAUGUAGAUGCCAGAAUUCCCUAAGGAACAGUAGGUAGUUGUUGGAGCAAGCCAGUUCCAAGCAUGCCUUCCUUUCUGGUGGCCUCAUAGAACAUUGUUCUCAUAUUGGUGUGAGAGAAAUUGUUUCCUUCUCUCUUUGUCUUGCUCUUCUGCAAUCUCUGUUGGAAGCACAGUCCCCCUAUUGCAGGGAUGGAAAACCUCAAUCCCGGGGCCCUUGGGACUCUUCCCAGACCAGGGGUCAGCAAACUUUUUCAGCAGGGGGCCGGUCCACUGUCCCUCAGACCUUGUGGGGGGCCGGACUAUAUUUUGGGGGGGGAAAUGAACAAAUUUCUAUACCCCACAAAUAACCCAGAGAUGGAUUUUAAAUAAAAGGACACAUUCUACUCAUGUAGAAACACCAGGCAGGCCCCACAAAUAACCCAGAGAUGGAUUUUAAAUAAAAGGACACAUUCUACUCAUGUAAAAACAUGCUGAUUCCUGGACCGUCCGCGGGCCGGAUUUAGAAGGCGAUUGGGCCGCAUCCGGCCCCCGGGCCUUAGUUUGGAGACCCUGUCCCAGACCAUGCCACUGCUCUGCACCCUAUUCAAGGGCUUUUCCCUGGUUGGAAUGUACCAUUUAACUGUGGCAAUGCUUCUUGCCUAGCUGAAUAUAGAACGGUGUGCAGGAAUCUCUGGUUCUUGUGUGGCUGGACUCUCACCUACUAUAUAACGCAUUUGGCCCUCCAGAGGUUGUUAGACUUUGGUUCUCAUCAGCCCCGGUCAGCACACCUAUGGUUAGGGAAUUGUAAUUCAGUAGCAUCUAGGGGUCAAAACGUCUCCCCAUCCCUGAUAUAAUGUUAACAGUUGCAUGUGUUGCUCUGCCCAUAUCUUCCUCUGGCCCUGCACAUGUGGCCCCUGGAAGGUUGUCUGUGAGGGAAUGUGGCCCUUGAACUGCAAAAGUUUUCUCGCUCUCAUCUCUACUGCAAGAAAAAAAUAUCAAUAUUCAGUUCUGUUGUUUCUGUUCCCCUGCAAUCACCUAGUAUAAAAUAUGGCCAUGCUUCAGCCCAUGAAGUACCAGGGCCCCUUUACUCUCCCAAGCAGUUUUUUUUGAAACAGGAGGAAGGGGAGACUGAUGAAAAACACUGGCCCACCCCCGCCCUCCCACUGGCCACAGUGUCUUGUUAAGUCAUGGGGGGGAAUUGUCAUUUCUAAUAGAACCCAUCGUUUAGUUGGAUUUCUUUGUACAGUAUCUGAUUUGGUCAGCAUUGGCCUCUGUGAAUAAUAACCUGCUAAUGAACUUAGGAAGUCAGGUCAUUAGCUCAUCCAGAUCAGUACUGUCUACACUGACAGGCAGCAGCUUUCCAGGGUUUCUGGCAAGGGAGCCUUUUCCCAGCACAACCUGGAAAUGACAGGGAUUGAAGCUGGUGCCCCUGAACUAUGGUCCUCCUCUCAAACUUAAUAGGUGUAGGUUUUAUGAAAUGUAUGCUGUCUCUUGCGUUUGUAGGCGUUCUUGGUUAAAUGCAUCUGCCAGGAUGCAAAUUUCCAGAGUGUUUGUGCCACUGUUUUUAGGCAGGGCAGCGCAGAUUUAUGAGGACCUCCUCUUGCCAUUUUAUAAAGCAUUCUUGUUGAAAGCUAGUGUGGUCUUCGGGCCAGAAUCUGAGCCCGGGGACCAAGAAAGACCCUGGUUCAACUCUCACUUCAAACUCUGAUCUUGCGAGGACCGACUCCCUGGUGACCAGCUCUGAGGGUUGCAGGAUGCAACUCAGCUGGAGAAUGUCGCUGCCCUGCUCUGAGAUGCCAACUUGUCAAAGUUCCCUUUUCCUUUUCCUUUUUUUUUUUUUUUGCAACACCAACCUGUAACUUUCCAUUGGUCAUGGAAACUUUCCUUGAGGAGAUGGGUUUUUAUCAAAGGCUUUUUCACCCAAAGCUGAGAACAAGCUCGGAACUCUCCCCUUUAAGAACUGACGAGUGUCUGAGGGAUUUGAGGAGUGGGCUCUGCACCUGGGAGAUGCGAGUCCUCAUGAGCUGAUGGUUUUAAGAAGGCAAAUUGUACCGGGAGGUGGGGCAGAACUGGGAGAAGGAAUAUUUGACCCCUUGACUUAAGGGAUCAGCGGUUGGUUCUUCCAUGUUAAUCACAAAAGGGGAUGUGUUGGCAAAUUGUGGCUGGGCCAUCUGCUUGCCCGUUUCCUUAAAGAUAAAAAAACACUUUUUCUUCUCUCCACUCCACAGAGUUCUACCUUGUAAAUACUGUUAUUUGUAUAUACUGUAAAUGAUGACAUCGGUGGGCACUAACCGAGCCCGGGGAAGCUGGGAGCAGACGCAGAACCAGGCACAGCACAAACAGAGGCCACAGGCCACUGCAGAGCAAAUCCGACUUGCACAGAUGAUAUCCGACCACAACGAUGCUGACUUUGAGGAGAAAGUGAAACAACUGAUCGACAUCACGGGCAAGAACCAGGAUGAGUGUGUCAUCGCCUUGCACGACUGCAAUGGGGAUGUCAACAGAGCCAUCAAUGUGCUGUUGGAAGGCAACCCGGACACGCACUCCUGGGAGAUGGUUGGGAAGAAGAAGGGGGUUUCAGGACAGAAAGACAGCGGGCAGACGGAACCCAGCGAAGAAAGCAAAGAGAACCGAGAGAGGGAGCGGGACUUCAGCCGGCGACGAGGCGGAUUGCCAAGAAGGGGCCGAGGGACGAGCCGCGGAAGAGAGUUUCGGGGCCAGGAGAAUGGACUGGACAGUGGCAAGACAGCCGGCCCCACUGGAAGAGGCACAGAGAGAGGGCGACGAGGCCGCGGGCGAGGCAGAGGUGGAUCUGGAAGGCGGGGAGGAAGGUUUUCAGCCCAAGGCAUGGGAACCUUCAACCCCGCGGACUACGCUGAGCCCACGAGCACGGAAGAAGGCUAUGGGAAUAGUAACAGCAAUACAUGGAACAGCACCGGGAGCUUUGAGCCGGACGACGGCACGAGAGUUGAUUACAUUAGGGGUGAGGGGUCAAAUUAUCCCCGAAAAUUUGACACUGCUCCUGGUACGAGAAAUCCAGGUGCGUGGAGGACGGCAACGGAGGAAUGGGGGACCGAGGACUGGAAUGAAGAUCUUUCAGAGACCAAGAUCUUCACUGCCUCCAACGUCUCCUCUGUGCCUCUGCCUGCGGAAAACGUGACCAUCACGGCUGGACAGAGAAUCGACCUUGCUGUGCUGCUAGGAAAGACCCCUUCUUCUCUGGAGAAUGAGUCGCCCAACCUGGAUUCCUCGCAGGCGCCUGCCCUCAGCCAGCCGCUGGUGUUCAGCAAUUCCAAGCAGGCUCCUAUAUCCCAGCCGAGUUCGGGGAACACCUUCCCGCACCAUGGCAUGGUCGGCAUGCUGGGGAAGGGGUUCAGUGACGUCGGCGAGGCCAAAAGCGGCAGUGGUGGCGGAGGCACCGCAGUCGCCGCCUCCGCUGCCACCACCACCACCGGUUCGCAGUUCCUGGAGCAGUUCAAGACCGCCCAGGCGUUGGCUCAGCUGGCAGCUCAGCAUCCUCAGCCAUCCGGGAGCAGCAGCGCGACCACGUCCUGGGACAGCAGCACCACGAGCCACUCGUCUCUCGUGCAGUACGAUUUGAAGAACCCGUCGGAAUCCGCUGUGCACAGCCCGUUUGCCAAGCGCCAGGCCUUCCCGCCCACCUCUGCCAUGAUGGAAGUGUUCCUGCAGGAUAAGCAGCCUGUGGUGACAUCGUCCGUCACAGCCCCGCCGCCUCCCUCGUCCCCCCUGGCCAGCAAAACCAACCCCGUCCCCCAGAUGUCUCCGGGCUCCUCAGACAACCAGUCCUCCAGCCCCCAGCCAGCCCAGCAGAAGAUGAAGCAGCAGAAGAAGAAAGCGUCCUUGACAUCAAAGAUUCCCGCUCUGGCAGUGGAGAUGCCCGGCUCUGCGGAUAUCUCAGGGCUCAACUUGCAGUUCGGGGCGUUGCAGUUCGGUUCAGAGCCUGUCCUCUCGGAGUAUGACUCUGCCCCCGUGACAAGCGCCUCCGUCAGCCAGCCUCCGAGCAGCCUGUACACGAGUACUGCAAGUGAGUCUCUGUCCACGAUUUCGUCCAAUAAGAGCCAGGAGCCGGGUUACCAGAGCGGCACCAUGCCUACAGCAACAUAUACCUCCCAGAACAGCGCUCAGGGACCACUGUACGAGCAGAGAUCCACUCAGACCCGGCGGUACCCAAACUCCAUUUCCUCCUCGCCCCAAAAAGACUUGACCCAGGCCAAGAACGGCUUCAGCUCGGUGCCGCCCACGCAGCUGCAGACCACGCAGACAGCCGAAGGUUCCGCAGGCCCCGCUGUGAAAUCGGACUCCCCCUCUGCCCCCAGCAUCGCGACCCCUCUCAACGACACACUGUCUGCAGCAUCCUUGCUUACCACGGCCCCCCAGCACUCUUCAGUGCUCAGUAGCCUGAACCACACGGAGGAGCUCCCCAGCACGGCCACCACGCAACACAGCAGCACGUUACCCACCCCUCAGAACAGCCUCUCCUCAUCAACUUCUGCUGGCCGCACGUCAACUUCCACUCUCUUGCACACCAGUGUGGAGAGCGACGCCGGGCUCCAUUCUUCCGCAAGCACUUUCUCCACCUCCUCCAGCACCGUCUCGGUUGCGCCCCCCGUGGUCAGCGCCUCCUCGAGCCUGAGUAGCGUCAGCAGCCUGGGCCUGAGCCUCAGCGGCAACUCUACGGUGACCGCCACGACCCGCAGCUCUGUUGCUACGACGUCAGGGAAGGCUCCACCCAACCUGCCUCCAGGUGUGCCGCCAUUGCUGCCGAACCCGUACAUCAUGGCUCCAGGGCUCCUGCACGCCUACCCGGUUUAUGGCUACGACGACCUACAGAUGCUUCAGACGAGAUUCCCCUUGGACUACUACAGCAUCCCGUUCCCCACACAGACCACCCCGCUUACUGGAAGAGAUGCCAGCUUGAGCAGCAAUCCUUACUCUGGUGACCUUACGAAGUUUGGCCGCGGUGACGCCUCUUCCCCCGCGCCGGCCACCACCCUGGCCCAGCCGCAGCAGAACCAGACUCAGACGCACCACACCACCCAGCAGACGUUCCUGAACCCGGCCCUGCCUCCCGGCUACAGCUACACCAGCCUGCCCUACUACACCGGAGUCCCGGGGCUGCCCAGCACCUUCCAGUAUGGGCCAGCUGUGUUCCCCGUGGCUCCCACUUCUUCCAAGCAGCACAGCGUCAACGUCAGCAUGAACGCCUCGGCCACCCCCUUCCAGCAGCCCAGUGGCUACGGCUCCCAUGGAUACAACACUGGUGUGUCAGUAACAUCCAGUAACACAGGAGUACCAGACAUCUCUGGUUCUGUUUACUCCAAAACGCAGCAGUCGUUCGAGAAGCAGGGAUUCCACACCGGAACCCCCACGGCCUCCUUCAACCUGCCGUCAGCGCUGGGCAGUGGCGGCCCCAUCAACCCUGCCACCGCCGCAGCAUAUCCGCCGGCCCCGUUCAUGCACAUCCUGACCCCUCAUCAGCAGCCGCACUCCCAGAUCUUGCACCACCACCUGCAGCAGGAUGGGCAGUCGAUUUUGUACUUCCAACGCCAGCAGGAAGACCAGGUAACGAACCUCUUGGAAAGGGGUGAUCGCUUGCGCCCAUCCUGCUGCGCCCUGGUGGCCGUGGUCAGUCUUUGCUGUAGGCUAGGGAGCUGCAGGGAAGCUUGCAUUCCAUUCCUCCUGUGUGUGUGCCAGCCUCCCAUCAUUCCUCCCUGCCUGUUGACCGGAGGCUCCUGGGAGUCUAGCAGAACCUGGAAAAGGCCGCCAGUUCCCCCAGCUCUGCCCCAGACAGCUGUGGGCAUAAAAACACAACCACACACACAAAACAUGCACAGGGCGACAGACCCACAUGCCGUAGAAAUCUUCUUUCCCUGCUCCUCCCUCUGUCCUGGGGCUGGUCGAUGGUGAACCAGCCUUGCGCAUCCUCCCUAGGGAGAACGGAGCAAAGGCAGGACGUGUUGGAAGUGAGGCAGCACGUCGUGAGCAGAAUCGGAGAGUUUGAAGGGACUCCAAGGGUCAUCUAGUCCAGCCCCCACAGCCACAGUUAAAGGAAUUCCCGGAAGAUGGCUGGGCAACCUCUGCCUAGAAGCCUCCAACAAAAGUUCCAAGCUGUUCCACCAUCAAACAGCUCUUACCUCCAGGAACGAGGCUGUCCAACUGAGUUCCCUCCGGAUGACGCUGGUUGGCAGCGCCCAUCAUCCCUGAGCGUUGUUCUGGGGUGCUGGUGGGAAUUGCAGUCCCGCAGCAUCUAAAGGGCACCACGUUGGCUAUCCCUGGUGAUGAGCUUUAACCGUGCGCUGAUACCGUGCACUGUGUUAAGAAGCACUUGCUCCCUCUACCAUAUUGUGUCUUGUGCAAUGUGGAUUCCCCGCCACAGAAUACUGGGAUCCAAGUCAGCUUGAUGAAUAGAAUAAAAUUAAAUUAAAAGUUGUCCAGCUUAGGUCUCCCACCUCAGAUCUGAAAGGCCAAACACAGAUAAGCUGCAGGUGCCGUUACGCUAAGCAGGCAGAGUUGUCCAAACUAUCGGCUAUGAUUUGAUAUCUAACAGCAGCUGUUGGGGUCCUGCCCCACCAAGUCAUAAACACUCCACGUCAGAUUUUGCAACUAGAAUUGGAGUACCUUGCUUUCCCAGUCUACCCAACGGCACAGUAGGAUUUGGGACAACACAGGGAGUGUUUGUGGCAGUUUGCUAUGGUCCUUGGCCAUUGGUGGCACAGUCCAGGCUCUUUCCUCAGAGUAGAGGGAGGGAAGAUCUACUGAUAAGUUGCCACUUGCCAUGGAAUUGGCAAAGUUUUCUGACUUCCCCUCGUUUGGCAGCAGUGGGAGCAGAAGGUUCUUUCCAAACCCUGAAUUGGCAGUUCUCAAAUGCAGAGAUUUACUUGUUUACACAGGUCAUCCCCAUGCAUGUCUCCUGGAGUAUGCUUGGCUUCACACACACCCCCACCCAAAACUGGCAUUUUGUGCAUCUCUCCACACCCACCCUGUGCUGCACUUGGCUCUGGCUGGUGGACUAACAAAAGCCCGAUCAAAACCCCCAAAGCCCUCCCUGGCCUUGCUCUGGAGCCAGGCUGCGAGACACUUGUGGGGUCCUCCAGAUGUUGCUGGACUACAACUCCCAUCAUCCCUGACUUAUUUGCCUUGCUGGCUGGUGGGAGCUGCAGUCUAAUGUUUUGGGUCUGCAGCUGGUUUUUUUUUUUUUGACUACAACUCCCAUCAUCCCUAGCUAGCGAGACCAGCGGUCAGGGAUGAUGGGAAUUGUAGUCUGAAAAGAGCUGGAAACCCAAGUUGGGGAAACACUGAUCUAGAGGCACCCAGGGUUUUACGCAUUCCUGUUGCUGGCAAGAGAAGCAACCUCUUUUCUUGAGUUGCUUUACUCAUUUCACAUGUUGAUGGGUUGCUGGAGCCUGUUUCAUGCCUCCAAAUAAGGCCUGGGGAGCUGAGCUAGCAGCUAGUCGAGCCUCGCUCACCUUCUUUCUCUCUCCCCCCCCCUUCUUCCCCUGCUUUCCU
Messenger RNA from Zootoca vivipara (common lizard), 7968 nucleotides. NCBI's taxonomy places the organism in Eukaryota, Metazoa, Chordata, Lepidosauria, Squamata, Lacertidae. The record is from RefSeq and is a predicted model, not a curated record.